CGCACACUGCCGGGCCAUGGGGACGCGGUCGCGGCGGCCUCAGCUGCUUUGGCUGCUGCUGCUUUGCGGCACCUGUGCCCGCGUAUGCGGCUGCAACGAGACCCGGAUGCUGGAGAGGCUGCCCCGGUGCGGGAAGACUUUCGCCGAGAGAAUGCGCGAGGUGGCCGUCUGGAAGUGGUGUGACCUGUCCCAGUUCAUCGUUUUCUACGAGAGCUUCACCAAUUGCACUGAGGAGGAGACUGUUGUCGUGGGCUGCUACUGGCCCAAUCCGCUGGCCCAAGGCUUCAUUACCGGUGUCCACCGGCAGUUCUUCUCCAACUGUACGGUGGACAGGACCCACUGGGAGGACCCGCCCGAUGAGGUGCUCAUCCCGCUGAUCGCUGUGCCUAUCCUGCUGACCGUGGCCAUGACCGGCUUGGUGGUGUGGCGUAGCAAGCGGACGGACCAGCUGCCGUGAGCUUGGUCCAGGCUGGGCCGGGCCUGCUGGGAGAAUGUCCCCGGACCCGAGAGCUGUGAACACCAUCAUUGCCUGUCCUGCUUGGUCCUGGCAGACCCCCCUCCGCCCAGGCCCGCGCAGUCCUGGUGGCUGGCUGGCUGGGACUCCAUGCUUGCUCUUACGUUGGAGCUUGUGUGCUGAGUGCCGCAUCUCAUGCUGUCUGCUGCUGAGCCCUGUGGGCCCCCGAGCUGGGCCCCGGUCCCCAACCAUGUCACAGCUGAGUCCUGGCCCCAGCCCAUGUCAGCUGCUGCUGUGACUCUGCCUGGUCACACCCGGGGGAGACAUUGAGUGAGGACAGUGGGUUGAGGGACAGGCUGGGGCCCCCAGGACCCUGAUGGGACCCCUCAUCUGCUCCCUCCCCACUUGGACUGGUGGGGGGAACCGGCCCCUCAUAGAGGCUCCUGUGGCCCUGUGCUGUCUGCUGCCACCUGUGCUUUCUCUGAGUAAAGUGUCUGUGUCCAUCC
Messenger RNA from Cavia porcellus (domestic guinea pig), 960 nucleotides. It is a transcript of the gene Ramp3, whose product is annotated as receptor activity modifying protein 3. Gene Ontology annotation, cellular component: cell surface; signaling receptor complex; membrane. Gene Ontology annotation, molecular function: coreceptor activity. NCBI's taxonomy places the organism in Eukaryota, Metazoa, Chordata, Mammalia, Rodentia, Caviidae. Gene Ontology annotation, biological process: protein localization to plasma membrane; cellular response to hormone stimulus; regulation of G protein-coupled receptor signaling pathway. The record is from RefSeq and is marked provisional.